CAAUCCAAAAAGAACGAUAACACAUCGUCGAAGCCUACAGACAACAAAGUGAUACGAAGUUGUUGCAGCUCAUCUUCUGUAGUUGGGAAGAACAACAGCAGGCAACCAUCACGCACCUACCCAGUGGCUGAUAAAAGUGCAGAGACUAUGGCAAGAGCAAUUUUCUGCAAAUGGUUAGCCGAUGGGUGUCGUUGGCCGGAAGUAGUCUUAUCAGGCAGAGGAGGGGAGUUUGAAAACAAAAUAAUGGAGGAAACGGAAAGUAUGGCAAAUAUAAAACACAUCUCCACAAAAUGA
This is a messenger RNA of Haemonchus placei, 294 nucleotides long. The record is from the annotation of a GenBank genome assembly. Lineage: Eukaryota; Metazoa; Nematoda; Chromadorea; Rhabditida; Trichostrongylidae.